This is a messenger RNA of Parnassius apollo (apollo), 654 nucleotides long. The record is from the annotation of a GenBank genome assembly. NCBI's taxonomy places the organism in Eukaryota, Metazoa, Arthropoda, Insecta, Lepidoptera, Papilionidae.
AUGGAGACUUGCCAAAAAAAACAAAAAGAAGGUGGUGUAACAAAACCAAAGAACAACAAGUGUUGUGCAUUAAAUGCACGAAUAUGUGAAAAAUUGAAGAAGCGAAUAACAGAUCAAAAGAAAGUUAUAGAUAAUAUAUUGCUGAAGGAACAUGCUUUACAAAAAAACCUAUAUAGACAUAAAAUUAAAAUUGAAGAGCUGUGCAAAUUGAUCUCAAAUUCAGAACGAACGGAAAACAAAUCUUUAAUAAACUCAUCAGAGAAUAAAACCAACAGUGAAUCUGUACCUACAGACAUUAAUGCACAAACUACCUCAUCCGGACUGACCACAACUGACAAAUCUGAAAAUGAAGAUUUACGUGAAAAAACUCCCAUGUCUAAAACAUUAUCCUUUAUAAAUGAAAAUAUUCCAUCCAUAUCCACUCCUGAAAAAAAUAAAGUUAAAAAACAGAUCCUGCAGCUGAAUGUGAUCAGUGCUUCGUUACAGACAGCAUAUGAAAAACAUGACAAUAAAUCAAAACAGAUCCUAAAAGACAUUGUUUCAUCCGAAGCAAUAGAAAAAUAUAAUCUGAAAACUGAUAUUUCGAAAUCAUUGGGACUGAAAGGGAGAGUAAGAAAAUUUAAGAAAAAAGGAAAGGACAUACAAAGAAGCUAA